This is a messenger RNA of Mauremys reevesii (Reeves's turtle), 5652 nucleotides long. It is a transcript of the gene SCAF1, whose product is annotated as SR-related CTD associated factor 1. The record is from RefSeq and is a predicted model, not a curated record. Lineage: Eukaryota; Metazoa; Chordata; Testudines; Geoemydidae. Gene Ontology annotation, molecular function: RNA polymerase II C-terminal domain binding.
CUCACCUUCCCUGUUCAUAGGAUCCUCUCCGUCCGCGGCCAUGGAAGAGGAGGAGAAUCCAGCUCCCCCAGCACCAGAGGAUCCAGUGGGGGGCAGUGAGGAGCAGCGGCGGCCAAGCGAUGCCCCCCCGGACAGGGAGCCGUGUCAGCCGGGUGCUCUCUGCACUGGACAAGUCAUCAUGCUGCAGAAGGCCUUGCAGCAGGUGGUGAGCAGCAGCUUCCAGAGCGAGCGGCCGGGCCGGGCCGGCGGAAAAGAUGCGGAGAGGAAGAAGAUGAGCCGGAAGAAAUGGUGCCGGAGCCCCCGGGCGGAUGGAUCUGGCAAUGGCAAGGGGGGCACCGGGGACCCUAUAGGCACAUGUGACCGGAGCAUCACUGUCCCCGAGGCCCUGGGCCUGUUCUCCGGCCUGGCGGGGGCCCUGCAGUUCCUGCAGAGGUCGUGUGCCGCCUCCAUGCAGACCCGGCUCCUCCUAGGAGACGACGGGCUCCUGGGGCCCCCGGGCGUCUGCGGGGACGCGGAGCCGGACGAGGUGGAGCUGGUGGCCGAGGUUCGGCUGGGGGACGUGGCUGCUGCGUCCGGCAUCUUCAGGAGAGAGCGGGCCUGGAGGGUGCACAAAUCAGUCUCCCUGCCCAGCCCCUCGGCUCCGCGCUGGAGAGGAGCUGGCAGCCUCCCCGUCGCCCUGGACCCGUCUUCCGGCCCCCUGGACCUUAAGUGGCCCCCCCGGACUCGUGGGGGCGCAGCCCCGCUCCCCGGCACGGGCAGGACUCGGCGCGUCCCCGGCCGCUGGGCUGUGGCCCUGGGCACCGGCACGGGGGUCUCCAACGGGCAGCAGCGGCCCCAGGCCCCGGCAGGCAGGGACCCGGAGGCCCAGCGCUCCCAGCCACCCCCCGCCAGCGCCCUGGAAAAGGCCGAUUCCAGCUCCAGCUCCUCCUCCUCCUGCUCCUCGUCGUCGUCCUCCUCCUCCUCCCAGCAGGCGGCGCCCCCCGGGGGCGGGGACAGCAACCUCGGCCCCCUGCGCUCGCCAGACCCGGAUAUUUAUGAUCCCUUCCACCCGACGGACGAGGACAACCCGGGCGGGGACUUCGGCUACGCGGCCUCGCCCGGCAAACAGCAGGACCAGAAGUACGACCCCUUCGACCCCACCGGCUCCAACCCCAGCUCCUCCCGCAGCAGCCCCUCCCCCGACGAGGAGGAGGACGAGGAGGAGGAGGAGGAGGAGGAGGACGACGCGGCCGCCCCCCGGCCCGACAUGUCCCACAGCAUCAGCCGCAUCUCGGAGACCCUGGCCGGCAUUUACGACGAGAACAGCUUGAGCCAGGACUUCCCCGGCUCGGAGAAGGGGCGGGACGAGGCGGAGCCCAGCGAGGGCCCCGUGGCCGGUGGCCGGCGCCCCGAAAAGGAGCCGGCGGCCGGGGCCGACUCCACCCUGCCCGAGGAGGAGAUCGCCUCGGAGCAGUCGGACGGGGCUCCCGAGCCGCCCCCGGAGCCGCGGCGCCGCGUCUUCGUGGUGGACCUUGCCAGCAAGAGCCGCUCGGAGGCAGAGGCCAACCCCAAGCUGGAGGGGAAGGUGUCGCUGGAGGUGGUGACGGCCGGAAACCCCAAGGCUCCGGCCCGGGGGGAGAAGGGCCCCAAGGCGGGCCGGCACCGGGGCGGGCGGCGCCCCUCUCUGGACUGGGCCGGUGCCGACUCGGAGAUCGAGGAAGGCGAGAUCGUGCAGCCGGAGGACGAACGCUACAGCCCCAUCCGGCUCUUCCGCAGCCGGUGUCGGCCGGCCGAGCCGCGCCCCCUGCGGGUGGCGGAGGGCGAUGACUUCCUGUCUCUCCACGCCGACUCGGACGAGGAGGGGGACUUUGGCGAGAGCCAGCCCGAGCCCCGGUGGAAGGCGGCCGCCGACCUGCGGCGCAAGAUCCUGACGCAGCGCCGCGAGCGGUACCGCCAUGACUCGCCCAAGCACUCGGGCUCCAGCUCCGGCUCCCGCAAGAAGGCCAAGCGGUCCCGUGAGCGCCGGCCCCCCAAGGCCAAGGAGCCCCGCGCUGGCCCCUGGCCCCCCAAGAAGAAAUCCAAGUCGCGCUCGAAGUCCAAGGAACGCCGGCGCUCCCGGUCCCGCCGGCGCGGCUCCCGCUCCCGGUCCCGCCGCCGCGGCUCCCGCUCCUGGUCACCCUCCCUCAGCACCAGCCUGUCGGCCAUGGGCUCGGAGCGGCGCCGGCGGUCACGGGAGAGGCGGCGGGGCCGGCGCUCGCGCUCAGGGAGCCGGGCGCGGCACAAGGAGAAGCACCGGGACGGCGGCGGCGGCAAGAAGAAGAAGAAGCAGCAGCGCUCCCGUUCCCGGGAGAAGCGGCCGCCCCGCGACAAGCAGCGCGAGGUGCACGUCCUGGAGGAGCCCAAGGCGGAGGAGCGUCGCCGGGACGCCCGCACCGUCGUGCCGCCCUCCAUCCAGGACCUCAACGACACCGACCUCUUCACCAUCAAGAGGACCAUCACGGUCAGCCGGCAGGACGGCUCCCCGGAGCCGGCCAAGCGGGAGGUGCUCUAUGACUCAGAGGGGCUGAGCUUCGAGGGCUGCUUCUCGGACCGCGAGCCCGCCGAGGGCCCCCGGCACCUGGGUGGCAAGGGCGACGGGGGGCCGCCCCGCAAGGAGCGGUCGGAGGAGGAGGCCAAGCCGCCCAAGGAGAAGGAGCGGAAGCGGGGGUACCCGGAGGAGCGCCCCGCGCCCCGCGAGAAGUCCAAGAAGAGGUUCAAGGAGGCGCCGGGCCGGUCGGCGCCCGAGGCGGGCAAGGCGGAGAAGGAGAAGUCGCGCCCGGAGCGGGAGAAGCCCCCCCGGAAAGCCAAGGCCGGGCACAAGGACAGCGGCAAGGCGGGCGGCUCGGGCCGCAAGGUCAAGCUGCAGUCCAAGGUGGCGGUGCUGAUCCGCGAGGGCGUCAGCAGCACCACGGUCUCCGGCAAGGAAGGCGGCUCCAUCGGCAUCAAGUUCAGCCGGGACAAGGAGAGCCGCUCGCCCUUCCUCAAGCCGGAGGAGAAGGGGCCCGGGGCCGAGGCCAAGGCGGAGCCGGCCAAGGAGCCGGGCGCCAAGGCCAAGAAGCCGAAAGGGCUGAAGGCCAAGGCGGGGCUGAAGAAGGCCAAGGGGCCGGGGGCCAAGGCCAAGGCGCCCUCGGAGGCCAAGAAGAAGAAGAAGCUGAAAGCCAAGACGGGGCUGAAGAAGUCGAAGGCCGACAGCUGCAGCCAGGGGGCCGGGAGCCCGCCCGCCCCCGCCCCCGAGCCCACGGGGGGCGCCGGCUCCCCACUCAGCCCCGCCCAAGCCGCCGCCCGCCCGGCCGAGCAGGAACUGACCCCGACUCGCAGACGGUGGACAGCAGCUGCAACGCCCGACGUCUCCUUCCUGCCCGAGGAGGCGGCCGUGCCCGCGCCUGGCGAGCAGCAGAGGGCGCCGGCGGGCGAGCCCCAGGCCGACAGCCUCUCCGAGCCCAAGGAGGAGCCCGCCCGCGCCCUGCCCCCGCCCCCGGCCCCCAUGGCCUGGAACUUGCAGGGGGGCGUGGACUGCACCACGAGCGGCGUCCUGGCACUGACCGCCCUGCUCUUCAAGAUGGAGGAAGCCAACCUGGCGAGCCGAGCCAAGGCCCAUGAACUCAUCCAGGCCACCAACCAGAUCCUGAGUCACACCAAACCCUCCACGUCCCUAGCGGGCUCCCAGGCCCCCGCGCCGCCUCCCGCCCACACGGCCGCCCCCUACCUGCUGCACAGCUCCCUGCCCCUGGGGGGCUGCAGCUCCACCCCCCCGACCCCCACCGGGCUGCCUGGCACCCUCGGCCCGGCCUCGGCGGGCGCUGGCAGCGGGACUCUCUUUGGCACCGGCUCCGGCAGCGACCUGGGCAAGCGGGACGGGAGCACCAGCUCCGACGGGCGCGGGGACACCGAUAAGUACCUGAAGAAGCUGCACACGCAGGAGCGGGCGGUGGAGGAGGUGAAACUGGCCAUCAAGCCGUACUACCAGAAGAAGGAGAUCACCAAGGAGGAGUACAAGGACAUCCUGCGCAAAGCGGUGCACAAGAUCUGCCACAGCAAGAGCGGGGAGAUCAACCCGGUGAAGGUGAACAACCUGGUGCGGGCCUACGUGCAGCGCUACAAGUACUUCCGGAAACACGGCCGCCGCAUGGAGGAGGAGCCGGGGGGCCCCAGACUCUGGAUGGUUUUAAACAGGAACAGUUUUACUCUGUACAUAUGGGGGGGCUGGACUUGGGGCGGGGGGGUGAGCCUGGCUGGGGGGGGCCUGUUCGCGGGCUACCCUCCCCCCGACUUCCCCUACUUUACUCAUGUUAGCAUGUUUUUAUUUGGAUUCCUCCCCCCCAGGGAAUCUCUCAUCCAGCCCCCCCCCGGCCCCCAGCUGCCCUGGGAGGAGCAGCUCUCUGGGUUGAGAUGCCCCCCCACAGCUGGUGCCCCCCCAUCUCUGUAUCUUCCUUUCUGUCUCUUCAUAAACUGCGUUAGCCACUUGGCUCUGGAUCGUCUUCUUGGGGCGGGGGACACGUGUGAUAGCAGGUCUGGGGGGCAGGGUUGGGGGCCGCCCCCCAGCCAAGGCACAAAGAGUCCCCCACCCUUUCCUGGAGCAGGUUCUCUCUGACCCCCCCACCCACUCCAGAGGGGCCACUUCCCAUGUAGGGGUCCCCCUAGAACUGUGCCCCACCCCGGAGUGGUCCCCGGAUAAAUGGAGGGGGGGCACAUCCCCAAGGAAGGCCCCAUGGAUGUGGGGGGGGAGCCGAGCUGGGAACGGGAAGGCGGCUUCGCUCCCGGCGUCCUGGCGCCGUUACCCCGGGCGCUAAAGGGGACGGGACGCAGCUCGGGGCGAGUCGGCCGCGAUCUUCUGCCCAAUUGGGAGGAAUUCAAGUCUCGGGGCUGGAAGAACCUCGGAGCCACGGGGCGAGAACGGCGAACGCGGCUCACGGGGGAGUCCCGGCAGCCCGGAGCAGGGCCGGCGCGGUGAACCCCAGCCCAGUCAGCCAGACUUCGGUCCCUGGGCAAAGCUUGUCUGCGACCCCCUGGAGGAGCAGGGGCUGGUCGCCGGCAGCCAGCGUGGAGUCCCCAGGACCUGACCCUGCCCACGCAGCCGGGUUUCCUCCCCGGCGCAGGAACCGGUUUGGCGGCGGGGGGAUGCGGCGGACGUCGCGUCCCUGGAUGUCACAGUCUGCUAAGGCAGCUGGAGCGAUGCGGGCUGCGGAAUUGGUUAACCAAGCGCAAAGGGAAUGAUGGAGGCAGGCCCCGGGUGGGGCUCGUCAGGGACCAGUGUUAACGACCUGGCUGUGGGGAUCGAGAGCCGGCGACUCCAGUCUGCUGAUGACACGAAGCUGGGAGGUUGCCAACCCCUCGGAGGACAGAGCGAAGAUUCAGAGGGAUCUUGAGAACUGGGCUCUAGGCGACAACACGACAUUCAGCGGAGACGUGAGUCAGGUGCUGCACGGAGGGAAGAGACCCUGCUGCACCAGUGCAGAACGGGGGGUGAGGGGCUUGGCAGCGGCCCUGCGGAGAGGGAGCUGGGAGCUGGGGCAGAUCCCGGCCUCAGCGUGAGUCAGCACCGCGACGCUCUUACGUCUGCGUUACCGGCGAGUCCCGGGAGGCGACCGGCGCCUGGGGGAUCCUGCACCAUGUUCACGCCGGGCGCAGAAAAUA